Oncorhynchus gorbuscha (pink salmon) is the source of this 1104-nucleotide messenger RNA. RefSeq names its product somatostatin-1-like. Bases 699 to 1058 code for a protein of 119 amino acids. Gene Ontology annotation, cellular component: extracellular region. The record is from RefSeq and is a predicted model, not a curated record. The transcript is spliced from 2 exons. Lineage: Eukaryota; Metazoa; Chordata; Actinopteri; Salmoniformes; Salmonidae. Gene Ontology annotation, molecular function: hormone activity.
GCCUGCCGCGAUGUUGAGCGACUUCCGCGACCUCUGGAUUCCCCAAUAUCUUCCCGUUUUAUGGCGCCAGAAAAAGAGUUAAUGAGAUCAUUUUUUGCGCCAUGUCGGUGUCAUUAACGUUUAAUUUCACGAGUGCACAUUGCGCGGCCAGUCGCACGGAAACCAGCUUGUAAUAGCAGAGUGUGUGGAUCUGUGUGCGUGCAAAUAUGGGAAAACAACCGAUGAUGACAUUAUAUUCACUUAGGCCUCUAUAUCCGCAAUGACGUGAGUGUGGGCACCAGCUAUAGCUGAGGCAGUUAUAGGAGAAAAAAAAACAUGUCGGCCCCACGCGCGCACACAGCACGAGUGGAAUUUAUGGCCUGAAUAAAUGGUGCGUUAAAGACUACAGGCUACAAAUAAAAAUGACCUGUAACAUGUUUUAUUAUGCUCCAACAUCUCGUUCUUGCAACUAUGAGAAGAACAAGAGUUGCCUUUAGUUCCAGACCCCUAAUGACUGUUGUAAAUUAUCUGUCACAUCACAUGCUUUACUGCAUCACUGAGGACAAAUACAAUUUCAUUACCUCACCCUCAUCUUACGUAAUACAUUGGUUUAAAAAGACCAGCUACCGGGGUUGCUGCAAGUUAUUCAGAGUUUCAUUCCAUCAUUCCAUCUUGGGACAUCUCAUCUAUACCAGCUCAAGAGACCUACCAGACUCCAGAUGGCCCUCACCGGAAUCUGGUGCGUAUUUGUGCUUGUGUGUCUCAGUCUGUGUCAGACGGGGAAGGUCGACUCUUUCGGAGGGUCUUCGGAUCUCAAGCUCGGACACCAAGAUAAAACAACAUGGCUCGAAACAUUACAGGAUAAACAGGUAUCCGCUGACGACAAAUACAACCUCGUCUGGCUGCUGUACAAGCUUUCACAGUCACACCACGACAACACGUUGAAAAUAAACUCUCUCCCUCGUGCACCGGAGAGUGUCGGGAAACAGGAGAGUAGGCGCGAGACUAUGCCACAGGACUCGCGCGUUCGUAAAGAAGGAUGCAAAGUGUUCUUCUGGAAGUCAUGGACCGCCUGCUGAUCGUCUGCUUUUACUCCCAAACAGAUGGUCAUCUAAUCGACGAUUA